This is a messenger RNA of Aureobasidium namibiae CBS 147.97, 840 nucleotides long. RefSeq names its product nuclease domain protein. Lineage: Eukaryota; Fungi; Ascomycota; Dothideomycetes; Dothideales; Saccotheciaceae. The record is from RefSeq and is a predicted model, not a curated record. Bases 1 to 840 code for a protein of 279 amino acids. The transcript has a single exon. Gene Ontology annotation, cellular component: cytoplasm; mitochondrion.
AUGCAGUGGCCAGACUGGCUCAGAUGGUCCGAGUCUGACAAGGACAAGAAGAAGCCUGUCGCCUGGUCCGACUCGCUCAACGCCACCGACUGGUCCCAUUAUUCCUCUCCUCGCACCAUCCUACCCACCGCCAUCCUAACUUUUUCCACCCUCGCCCUGAUCCGCAUUUACCGCAGACACCUCCGCCGUGUCCCCGAAGCCCAGUACAUCACUCCAUCGUACUUUCACAAACGCAGUCUAUAUGGCUACGUCAGUCGCGUCGGCGAUGGUGACAACUUCCGCUUGUUCCAUACGCCCGGAGGCCGUCUCACUGGCUGGGGCUGGCUUCCUUCGAGAAAAAUCCAAGACUGGUCCCUCAAGGAGUUCAAGGACAAAACUGUCCACGUCCGCAUAGCGGGUGUUGAUGCACCCGAGACUGCUCACUUUGGCAACAAAGAACAGCCUUUUGGAAAAGAAGCCCUCGAAUGGCUGAGGACCUUGCUGCACAAGCGUUAUGUUAGAGCAUACAUCUACCGCCUCGAUCAAUAUCAAAGAGUCGUCGCUAGUGUGUCAUACUGGAAGUGGGGUUUCUGGAAAACAGAUGUUGGUCUAGAAAUGAUCAGGAAUGGCAUGGCUACUGUUUACGAAGCAAAGUUCGGCAGCGAGUUUGGCAACAAAGAAGACAAAUACCGCAGAGCUAUGGAAAAGGCACAAAGGAAACAGAUUGGAAUGUGGAAGCACACCAAGCCCGGCUUGAUUGGCAAAUUGAUGGGCCAGAAGAAUGAGAAGAUCGAGUCUCCGCGCGAAUACAAAACUCGCAUAAGCCUUCUCGACAAGGCUGAAUCUGGUCAGAAACAAUAA